UGUGUUUCUUGGCACCAGCUGUCUUCAGUGCUGAAGAGAGCAAGGACAUCUUUUCUUUCAUGACAGUGGGAUUAGGAGGAGAAGUUGCUUCCUUAUUCUGCAAGCUAUCAUUUCAGUGCAAAGACGAAGUAAACCGGACAUCAUGGAAAGGAGAUGUAGAGAAGAUGAAGAUAAGUAAAAAGUUUGGAUAACAAAGCUGCUUUAUUUAAGUUUAUCAAGAGAAGAAAGCAUUUUGCGCUCAGGUCUGAAGGGAAAUGGAUUUAUAAGCAUGCAAAUGCAGAAAAAAAAUCUUAUUUAUUUUUCUGCUUUCUGAGCAAUUAUCUUAAAAAUAGGUGAUCGGAAAUGCUGUAGCACCGUGAUGGAAGAUCCUGCAUCUUCAUUGUCUUCCUCUAUCCACUUUGUGUCUUCACCACCACAACUGCCACAGAGGACCUAUCGGAGGAUCAGCCGCUCAGAAGAGAGAGCUCCUUUUCCAAUCCCCGGCCUUGCUUCUGACAUCCUGCACAUGCGAGUCAAAGAAGGUAGCAAAAUUCGCAAUUUACUGCGGUUCGCAACAUCUCGCAUCCAAGGGGAAGGAGAGGACAGCAGUGCAACAGCAGUGAGACAAGUGGUCUUUACAGGGUUGGGUAGGGGCAUUACCAAGACCAUCACCUGCGUGGAAAUCCUGAAACGUAAAGUGCCAGGGCUGCAUCAGGUGUCCAAACUUUGCUACAUGAAAGUUAAUGAGGUUUGGGAGGGUCCCCAGCAGGAAGUGGCAGGUACAACUGUGGAGAGGACAGUGCCUGCCAUCUGCAUCCUGCUCUCCAAAGACCCUGUGGAUCCCCAGGAGCUCGGCUAUCAGCCUCCACAAACCUUCAGCUUUCCCUCAGAGGAAGUGGAGAGACGUGGGGAUCUGCUGAGAACAGCUGGCAGGCCGUCCUCAUUGCACGCUGCCAAGAGGCUCUGUCUGGAUGAUUGGACUGGAUGUUCCCCCAAAAGCUAGUUUAAUUACAGAUUUAAAAAAAAAACAAUAAAAAUACAUGUAUCUGCUCCUUCUUCAUAGGUUUUCCUAAAGAAAUAAACUACUAUUGUUUAUUCCUUAUAUUUGUUUUAGUUAUUAUAGUAAUAAAUUUGUCUACUAAUUACACAAAUUUUAGUUGCAUGUUAUGUCUUUUGGUGAUCUGUUGCUUAAAAACUGUGUUUCUUGUUAUCUUCAUUCAUAUAAUUUAUUGUCACAUUGGUUAUAAGUGUUUCUGCAUGCUUGUUGACCUGCCUGAUAUUAAAAUUGGAAAAUGUGGCGUAACAGUGUUUACAUUUUUUUGGCUGUUUUGUGUUUAAAAAAUGUCUCCUGUUUGUUUUUAACAUGUUUGAAGGAAAAUCAGCAGUCAAAUUAAGCUGUGCAGCUCUAGGGAAUUUAAUGUAUUCUAUUCCGCAAAAGCCGUGUUUUGAAGGGAGCAUCACUGCUGCAGGUAAAGUGUCUAAGAAAGGAUCAGCACUGGUGGGGGAAAAAACAACAGCAUAUUUUUCUUUUAUUAAAAGCUUUAUCAUUAACAAAAAAUUUAAAUGAACAAAAUGUGCUUUAGGUAGUGAGAUCUUUUUUUGCCAGUUGCACAUUAAUGAAAUAUAUUGAAUUACAUAAAAAGGAAAUUAAAGAUUGUUAAAAGA
Molecule: messenger RNA, 1644 nt
Organism: Cyprinodon tularosa
Lineage: Eukaryota; Metazoa; Chordata; Actinopteri; Cyprinodontiformes; Cyprinodontidae
Product: ribonuclease P protein subunit p25-like protein
Exons: 1
Coding region: 359-982 (207 amino acids)
Biological process (GO): tRNA 5'-leader removal
Cellular component (GO): ribonuclease MRP complex
Molecular function (GO): RNA binding
Source: RefSeq, a predicted model, not a curated record